Morchella importuna is the source of this 1824-nucleotide messenger RNA. RefSeq lists its product as uncharacterized. Gene Ontology annotation, molecular function: protein binding. Gene Ontology annotation, cellular component: cytoplasm. The record is from RefSeq and is a predicted model, not a curated record. Gene Ontology annotation, biological process: cytoskeleton organization; cell surface receptor signaling pathway. The transcript has 7 exons. NCBI's taxonomy places the organism in Eukaryota, Fungi, Ascomycota, Pezizomycetes, Pezizales, Morchellaceae. Bases 1 to 1824 code for a protein of 607 amino acids.
AUGACAAACUCGAUCCCAGCAGCCUCCAGUCAGGCUGCUACCACGAUGUCUGGGUCAUCUAUCAGAAGGCCUGUUGUGGCACCUAGCGGUUCCUACGCCUCGGUCGUUGCUGGUCAAGCUCAACCUCGCCUCUAUUCCGACGGGAUCACCCACAACGGGACCGGAGUACAUCCUCGGUAUCUAUCAAAUUUUAACUUUGCAGGCUCGAACGGUUACACUUCAGGCCCGCAGCAACACAGUAUUCGACAGCCUAUUACGGUUCCUAGCUAUCUUGCCGAGUCAAGUUACGCCGAACGACUAGCAUCCUCCUCUGCCGUUUUUAAUCCGAUUCCUACGCCACCUCCAUCUUUGACCAUACCCGGAAAGCUACCGCAAACACAUCGGGGGCUAGCGUACGAUAUCAUUGAGAACGUCCCUGGAGACGAGGAGGCCCUAACACCAUUACCGACCCGCUGGAAUGAGAGCGACAAGUGCCCUGGGAUAGAUUUGUUGAAUGAUGGGUUGGAGGUGAAGUUUGUUGGUCCACAAAAAGUGAGUGACAACGAUGCAGCUGCUGUCCGGGCAGAUCAGUUUAUGCCGCCUCAAUGUGGUAUAUUCUAUUAUGAGAUCACGGUUGUCUCUAAAGGGAAGGAAGGAUUGAUCGGCGUUGGGUUCUGCACCAAGAAGGUUCCUCUUAAUCGAUUACCGGGCUGGGAACCGGAGUCAUGGGGGUACCAUGGCGAUGACGGGAACUCGUUCUGUUGUCAAGGAACUGGAAAGCAGUAUGGUCCUCAAUUUUCAACAAAUGACGUUAUCGGGUGUGGCGUGAACUUUCGGACCGGAACUGCGUUCUUCACUAAGAACGGCCUUUUCCUAAAAACUGCUUUCCGGGACAUCAAGAGCACAAAACUAUACCCGGCCGUAGGAAUGAAACGACCCGGGGAGCAUAUUAGAGUCAACUUUGGGCAGGAGAGGUUCGUUUUUGAUAUUGACGGUUAUAUGAAUGAGGAGAAAGCCGUGGUGUAUAAAGAAAUUAACAGCCACCCAACGGUUGGACUUUGCCCAGUAAUGGAUGAAGCAGCAUUAAUUCAAGCUCUGGUAGCGCAAUAUCUAGCACAUGACGGAUAUGUCGACACCGCUAGAGCAUUCUCAGCUGAUGUUCAGAGCGAAGCACGAGCACUUGUGAGUGGGCGGGAAGAAAACACGAAAACUUUGGAGUUGAAAGAAGAUGGAGAUGCGAUCAACCGCCAAAGGAUUCGUAGCGCGAUCCUUGAUGGUGAUGUGGAUCAUGCGCUCAAAUUCACCAAACAAUAUUACCCAAGCGUCUUCAAAAACAACGAACAAAUCUACUUCAGACUACGCUGCCGAAAAUUGGUGGAGAUGAUCAGACAGUUUGCAGAAACUGACAUGGAGAUCGAUGAUUCGGCAAAUUCCGCGGCGGAAUGGGAAAAAAUGGAUGUUGAGGACGAGUAUGGGAGUAUAGGGCCUGGUACAGGUGGACAGGUGAAAAGUGCUCUUGACGCCGCAGUUGAGUAUGGUCGACAAUUGAGAUUUGAUUUCCAGACGGAUACCAGACCAGAAAUCAGAAAGGCGUUGGAGGAAGCAUUCAGCCUAUUGGCGUAUACAGAUCCAAAGAACUCCGUCCUUGCGCACUUGUUGGACGAAAAGGGCCGUAUAUCGGUUGCGGAGGAACUCAAUUCAGCUAUUCUAGUCUCACUUGGUAAGUCUCCGGCAGCCGCAUUGGAAAGACUUGUUCAACAAUCUACAGUCUUGAUCAAUGAAAUUAGUGAGGAUGGGGGUCCUGGGGCGUUUGUUAAUCUUAGUAACGAUUACCUGAAAGGUUAA